Molecule: messenger RNA, 1723 nt
Organism: [Torrubiella] hemipterigena
Lineage: Eukaryota; Fungi; Ascomycota; Sordariomycetes; Hypocreales; Clavicipitaceae
Source: the annotation of a GenBank genome assembly
CCGACGUUAAAAAAAAAAGAGGCCGGCCGAAAAUUUCAUCACACAAAAAGUUCGACUACCAAGAAGCCGAACAUCGACAACUGUACCGGCAACCCCAAAUCCUACGUAGCCUUUCAGCGACAGAGCCUUUUCAAUUGGCACCUGUCAGGCCCAUCCAAACGUUUUAUUCCCUUUUUACAACACCCCGUCUGUUAUAUCGGCGGAAUUACAUCGUCCAUUGACGACAUCCCAUACACCACAUAAUAGCUAUGUCUUUCCGUGGUGGUUCGCGAGGAGGACGCGGCGGUCCCCGUGGUGGUGGCCGUGGUGGUUUCCAGCAGAGAGACUUUGGACCUCCCGCCGCUGUCGAGGAAAUGGGUACAUUCAUGCACGCCACCGAGGGCGAAAUGGUUUGCGAGUCAACGAAUCCUCGUGUGCCCCAGUUCAAUGCCCAGAUCUUCCUCGAGAACAAGACAUCUGUCGGCCGUGUCGAUGAGAUCCUCGGCCCCAUCAACAACGUCUACUUCACCAUCAAGCCUACCGAAGGCAUCCAAGCCACUUCUUUCAAGGAGGGUGACAAGUUUUACAUCGAUAAUGCAAAGACACUUCCUCUCGACCGCUUCCUGCCGAAGCCUAAGCCUGCCCCUGGCGCUCCCAAGCCAAAGCGUGCUGGUGGAGCUCGCAGCGGCGCCCGCGGUGGUUUUGGUGGUCGUGGUGGCCGUGGUGCUCCUCGUGGCGGCUUCGGUGGUCGCGGUGGUGGUCGUGGUGGUUUCGGUGGUGGUCGCGGUGGUGCCGGUGGCCGUGGAGGUCGCGGUGGUAGCGGCGGCUUCUCUCGCGGUGGCGGCGGCUUCAGCAGAGGCGGUCGUGGUGGUGGUGGCUUCCGCGGUGGUCGAUAAGUCUAACCAGGCGGGUAAUUCGUUGCGAUUUUGUUUCAAUGGUUGGUUCUAUGACUCGUUGAGAGACGAUACUCAGCCAGAAGGGAAUCGUGGGGUGGAGGUAUAACAAACGGCGUUUACGGUUGCUUCUUGCUUAUUACGUGUUAUUUUGAUCUGGUCUAGGGAGUUUUUCCCUUUUGCAUAACGUCUAUUUCUUGUCAUGGGUGUUCGCCAGUACAUGUGCCAAUAUCGAAUCACAGGACCUUAGAUCUACGUUACAUAUAACUUAAGAAAGUAAAUCAUUUGAACAAGGCAAUUAGUCAUCGCGUGUGAAAAGAAGACAAACUUCUGUAUAAAGCAGAACGCAAAUAUGCAUCAUCGUAUUCAAGGUAUCAUAUUCUGUUUUGGGGAGGGGGCAGGUGCUGUAAAGCAAAUACAGCAGUUUAACCUGCGUCUAUUUGCAGUUGCUUCUGUAGUUCACUGUGGUUUAGCAAGAUUACUGAACCACGUUCGAGCUUAUACCCCAGCUUAAGGCUUGGGGAUACGGAUGGUCUUGCUGGUCAUUAAGCAGCCGUGCAGCACAAAUGCCAAUACAACAGGGUGGAACUCAAACGACGUUCCUUGGGCCCAGAGACCGUAGGGGAUGUUUUCCAAGAUCCAAUCAUUGUGCAACCAAUAUGCCAUGACACCAUCCAGAACAAGCGACGUCGGGAUCGGUGUACCUUCAAAGUACUUGCUCUUGCCAGUCUCAUCCUUUGGCAGCACGGCAACGGUGACGUUGAAUCGGGCUAGACGGGUCAAGCCGCACAGAACAAAGAAUGUCAAUCCAACGGUAUCCGCAGUCGAUCGCAACCCAAUUGCAAAGGCAA